UAGUGUAUGAGAGAUGAUGGCGUCUUCUGUACUUGAUUCUGUGUGUUUUACGUGAUUUUAGUGGUAUUAGUGAUCGAUUAAAUUAAAAUGAGUACCUGGAGCAGUGUCUCAGAUGAAUUUAGUUACGGAAUAGUUAUAUACAAUUACAAAGGAGAGGAUGACUUGAAAUUGGAGCUGACCGUGGGCGAAACCGUUCACAUACUGCAAGAAGAGGCGAAUUGGUACUACGGUUACGUGACGACCAAUCGCAACUGCAAGGGCAUAUUUCCAAAAAACUAUGUGCACAUAAAGCAAUGCAUUACAGUCGACACGAAAGGGCCUACUCCCAAUUUCGCAUUUCGUGAACCCCCCAUUACGCACGAGAUCUCAUCGGUGUUGCGUGAAUGGGGGUACCACUGGAAAAAUCUCUACAUCCAACAAAGUAACAAAUUCGAAGAGAUCAAGAACAAAAUCUACGAUCUGCUGAGCCAGAGGAGCAAAAUCUUGAGCGGUACCCUACCGGUGGACGAACUGAAACGCGUGACGAAACAAGCGACAGAGGCCAUCGAUGAGGGCAACAAAACUUUAGGUUUGGACCUGGUGGUCAGGGACAAGGAUGGCAACAUCAUCGACCCCGACGUAACCAGCACCAUCCAACUGUACUACCACCACAAAAACGCUACAGAACGGAUGAGCUCUCGAUCCAAAGUUGUAGUCAAAGACGAGACACCAAAGACUGCCAUACAACAGUUUUCGAACGUCUUCCUCCUUUCAGUAAGGAAUUUUACGUUCAAACUGAGUGAGGAUGCGGAACUACUGAUGAUGCUUUACGACGCCAAAGAGCAACGAUCCUUCACAGAGAAUUACGUUGUGCGAUGGAACAAGGAGGGCCUGAUGAGCGACCUGGAUCAAAUGUACAAUCUGAGGGUUAUGUUCACGGAUUUGGGUAAGAAAGACUUGGAAAGGGAGAGGAUUUUCUUCGUCUGUCAGGUCAUUAGGGUAGGUGCAAUGGAAGCCAAAGAGUUGGAACUGAGGCGGAGCUCCGUUAGUGCAAUGAACGCCAAAAACAAUAAAAGCUACAUCAACAACAUGAGGAGACCUCUUGGGGUGGCUGCAAUGGACAUUACCAACUAUUUAAGUGGCAAAUUAGAGAGUAAUUUAGAGAAAGAAUUUUCCGUCCCCUUCGUUAGUUGUGAAAAAGACAACUUAGAACAAACUUUAAAGAAAAUUAUUAAUAAGAACAAUUCUGAAAACAGAAAUCAAUCACAAAAUCAAUCACUCUACGUCAGCUGGAAACUGCUUAGGGGUGAUUCAAAACAAGUUCGAGAAGAGAAUCGACAUUUAGUAUUAGGUAAUGUGUCAACAGCUAGGAAAAUGGGAUUCCCCGAAGUGAUACUACCCGGUGACGUGAGAAACGACUUGUAUCUGACGCUUUUGAGUGGUGAAUUCAAUAAGGGAAACAAAUCCAGUGAUAAAAACGUCGAGGUCACCGUCAAAGUAUGCAACAAACAAGGACAACCCAUACCAGGGGUGAUAAGUGUUGGCGGUGGAAUCCAGAAUAUAAAUGAAUACCGUUCAGUUAUUUACUACCACGAGGACAAACCUCAGUGGUUCGAGACUUUCAAAGUGGCAAUACCAAUAGAAGAGUUCAAAACUAGUCAUUUGAAGUUCACGUUCAAACAUCGGUCUUCCAACGAGGUAAAGGAUAAAACUGAAAAGCCGUUUGCCAUGUGCUACGUGACCUUGAUGCAGAAAAACGGCACGACGCUUAGAGACAAGAGACAUGACCUUGUGGUUUACAAGAUAGACCACAAAAAGUUCGACGAGGACAGUUUGGAUUAUCUGGAGUUGCCGUCGACGCUGGCCGAAGUUAAGAACCAAAAAGCAUCGGCUGGUGGACUUACGGUCAACUUAAAGGACUCCUUUUGCAUAGAAAGCAACAUUUGUUCCACAAAGCUGACUCAAAACGUUGAUUUGCUGGGUCUCCUCAACUGGUCAGCUAACAAAGACUCCCUGGAGGAUUCGCUGAAAGCUUUAAUGAAUGUUGACGGUGAAGAAGUUGUUAAGUUUUUGCAGGACAUUUUAGACGCACUUUUCAACAUUCUCAUGGAAAACCAAGAGACUGACAAAUAUGAUACACUUGUGUUUGAGUGUUUAUUGUUUAUCAUUGGUUUAGUUAAUAAUUGGAAGUACCAGCACUUUGAACCAGUUCUGGAUUUGUACAUAAAAGAAAGUUUUAGUGCCACUUUAGCCUACAAGAAAUUAAUUGGAGUUCUCAAAUCCAUCAUCGACACGAGAAACCUGCACACCCACGCCAAAGAUCUGAUGUUCAGGACGAUGAAGUGCCUUCAAUACGUGAUGCGAUUCAUAUCCAGGUCCCGAAUUUUGUACAGGGAUCUAAACCCGGACGUAGAUGACUCGUUCGACGAGGAAUUCGAAGAGCUGCUUCAAGACAUUAUUAUCAUGAUGAGUAUUACCAGGGAAGAUCAUCAUGAUCUGCUUAGAGAACAGGGGGCCGUCCUAAAAUACUUUCCGUCCACUAUACCCGACAUUUUAAUGAUUUAUCCUCCACCCAGGUUAAGCCUGGUUUUGUGCCAAAUAUUGAGUGGGAUACCAAAAGGUAGGCUUACGAAGCAGAAAAUGAUGACGAUCAACGACAUUGUGCACAGUAAACUGUUUUUAAUCUCCGAAUGUCGUUCCAUACUUUUGCCGAAAUUUACGGAACAAAUCCGGGAUUUGUUUCAGACGAAGGAGGAGGGUGUUGCGACGAGACAAGACGGAAGGAGACAAAACAGGUCGGUGGCCAAAGUGGCUCAGCUGCUCGGAACAACUGCGCAUUGCGUCAACCAGCAUGUCGGAUAUUCGGAAGAGGUUGAUUUGUGUAUUAAAAUAAUGAGCGACAUUAUGGAGUUGCUUUUCCGGAAAAACAUUGGUCCGACAUCAGAUGACCUAAGCGAAAUUAUUCGUACUGUUUUAAGGACGAUCAUUCAGAGUCACAUAAAAAUGGAGAAAGACAAUCCUCAUGCUAGUAUGGAUAGUAGUGCAUGCAAAGCAACGUAUGUUAAAGGUAACUUAGUGGCGGUGAUGAUCGACAUAUUCCGGCAGAUGACCGAAGAACACUACAACGAGUACAUAAACCGCUUCUCCACCUCGUUCGACAUACUGGACUUCCUCAUGGAGAUCCUGGUCGUGUUCAAGGAACUAGUCAAUAACUCGAUCUUCCCCGAGGACUGGUCGGAGAUGAUAAUGCUGCAGAACAGCAUCAUACUAAAGUCGCUCAGGUUCUUCUCCCACACGAUCCGUGACCGGUUCUUCGACAAGUUCGAGUACGACGCCUGGAGCAACUUCUUUCACUGUGCGAUCGCGUUCAUGACUCAAAAGGCGCUUCAGCUCGAGAACUUUACGUCCAGCAAGAGGUUGAGGUUGGUUAAUCGUUACAACGACAUGCGAAGGGAGACCGGGUUCGAAAUCCGUCAAAUGUGGUUCAACUUAGGGCUGCACAAAAUCCAUUUUGUUCCCGGUUUGGUGGAGCUGAUGCUCGACAUGACGCUGAUUCCGGAAACGGAGUUGCGCAAGGCCACGAUACCAAUUUUCUUCGACAUGAUGCAGUGCGAGUAUUAUUCGUCGAAGUUGGAGUUCGAAAGUUACGGAGACACGAAGCGGGAUUCGACGCAUAUCAAGGCGUCGUUUGCGGAGUUCGAGAAGGAGAUGAUUCACAAAUUAGAUACUCUGUUUGGGCUGAGAGGGGACGCUGAGUACAUGAAUCUGUUUUAUGACAUCAUGAUUGAGCUUUGUGAACAACACAGCAGUUUGGCCAUUGAAGGUAUAAAGUUUGUGAAGAUCGUCAAGAAAUUGAUGGAGAAUCUGUUGGAGUACAGAAGUAUAGUCAGUGAUGAAAAUAAGGAGAAUACCAUGAGCUGUACUGUUAAUUUAUUGGAUUUUUAUUCGGAAAUUAACAAGAAAGAAAUGUACAUAAAAUACUUGAACAAAUUAUACGAUCUUCACAUAGAAUGUGAUAAUUACACAGAGGCCGCCUAUACUUUAAUGCAACACACAAUUUUACUGGAUUGGUCCAACGACAUUCUGUCACCCCUUCUAGUCCACAGCAAGUAUGAGAAGAAAACUCACAGAGACCUAAAGGAAGCUCUCUACAAAGAUAUAAUUGACAACUUUGACAAAGGAAAAAUGUGGGAGUGCGCAAUAUCAAAAUGUCAAGAACUAGCAAAGCAGUGCGAAGAAGAAACUUUUGACUAUUUUAAGCUGAGAGAUUUGCAUCAGAGGAUGGCCACCUUUUACGACAACAUAAUGAAGAGCGUCCGGCCAGAGCCUGAGUACUUCCGAGUGGGGUACUUCGGACAAGGGUUCCCCAAGUUCCUGCGCAAUAAGAUCUUUAUAUUUAGAGGCAAGGAAUACGAGAGACUGGUGGAUUUUUCGACGAGAAUUCUAAACGUAUUCCCUAAAGCUGAACUGCUGAAGACGCUAACUCCACCUGGAAGCGACAUACAGAACUCCGACCGACAAUAUAUUCAAGUGAACAAGGUGGACCCAGUUAUGGAUGAGAAAAAGCAACGUUUCUCUGGCAAGCCAGUGUCUGACCAAAUAGUGAAGUUCUACAAAGUGAACAACAUCCAACGGUACAUUUACUCCCGACCUUUUAUUAAAAAAGAUCCCAACUUGAAUUGCAACAACGAAUUCUCCAGUUUGUGGCUGGAAAGGACUGAAAUAGAGACGACUUACCCACUGCCGGGUAUUCUCAGGUGGUUCCCCGUUAAGCACAGCAAAGUCGAAGAGAUAUGUCCCUUGAGAUAUGCCAUUGAAACGAUUGAGAGGACCAAUAAAGAUCUUACAAAAUUCGUAAAUAUGUACAACAUGGACAAAAAUAUGGAUGUGAAACCUUUGAGCUUGAAACUAAAUGGUAUUUUGGAUCCCGCCGUUAUGGGGGGUAUCAAGAACUACGAAGACGCCUUCUUCCAUUCUAAUUACAUAGAUCUGUACCCGGAAAAUAAGAUAUUGAUAAUGAAAUUAAAAGACCUGAUAGCAGAUCAGAUGCCUUUACUCGGCCUUUGCGUACAAAUCCACAAAUACAUUCACACAUCCGAGAUAACUGCCCUCCACACUCGAUUUGAGGAGUGCUUUAAAAAAAUGCAAGAAGUUGUGGAACGAGAGUAUGGAAAAAAGACAUGCGACUUAAAAUUAGAAAACGAAGUACAAAUGCGAAGACACUUCAGCAUAGCUGAAAAUAGGGCUAUGUCGGAAUUCCCAAAUAGUGGCGAUAACUUUGGUGGUCGUAGCCGAGUUUCGAGUCUAACCAGAACCCAAGUGACCUCACUGAAACAUUUUACAUCCACAUUUCACUUUAGCGCUUCCUCACCCGCAUUACAAAGCAAACAACCGCACAAUUCUCAUUCCAAAACAGUGAUUAUCUCACCCACGAAAAGUUUAAGCGGCUCAUCAACGUACAAAAAGUCGAAAACACCGAAAGAAAAAAGACGAUCCAGCAAAUCCGACUUGGGUAGUCCGGCACUCGUUACAGGGGCGUCGCAGUGGUACACCGAAGACACGAAAAGCAGCACGACUACAUUAUCUAACGGAUCGCCCAUUAUUGAGCUGACCGAAGAACUGUUACCUAAGAGGCCACUGAGGGCUGAAGUCGAGAAAGAGAAACGCUUAAGCAGACCACCUAGUGGACAAUUCAGUAGGCCAAACAGCAUGACCGUCACCAUUCGAGGGGCCAGCAGUUCAGGGAACAGUAGUAACAGAGAUUCAGUUGGAACCACUGAUUCAAGUAUAAGCGAAGAAGACAUGAUUCCGCCACCGCUACCCUUGAAAAGUAGGGACAUGGAUUACAGUAACUUACCUCCAGCAGAAAACGUAAGUUUCCUGUACUCACAGAGGAACUCGACGGCACGAGCGUCGAUUCAAAUCAAGUGGCCAGAGGACAACAUCGUGGUAGACUUUGAUGAAGUGCCUCCGACGCCGCCUCCAAAGCCGCCCAAGAAACAAAAAUUCUGAUAGUAUUUUAUAGUUAGGUUAUCACUAGAAAAAUACUCGAUUUCCAGUUGUGUGGAUUUGGAAUUGAAACGUACAAACUAAUUUAUAACUUUUAUAAAGCUGUUUUUUUAUAUGAAUCCUGUUCGGCUUUCGUACUGUUAAAUAUUUUGUUUGUAUAUAGGGUUUUUUAUAUAAAAGCUAUUUAAUCGAUUCAUAUACCUCAAAAAGGUGCUCGUUUGUAUCUCGGCAGAAGUUCUGACAUUGACGUCAAUGAAUAAAAUAACUUAUUCCAAAUAUACAUAUGUAUUCAGUGAUGACAUACAUGUUACCAUAAGUGCCAUUUAUCAUAUUUGAACUAGGUAUUUUGUAUUAUACAUGUAAAAUUUUAACAAUUAACCAAAGAAUAUAUUUUAUUUAUAAAUAUAACGGAUAUAAAAUAAAUUUUUCAUUUUUAA
Molecule: messenger RNA, 6425 nt
Organism: Aethina tumida (small hive beetle)
Lineage: Eukaryota; Metazoa; Arthropoda; Insecta; Coleoptera; Nitidulidae
Product: dedicator of cytokinesis protein 1
Exons: 21
Coding region: 88-5991 (1967 amino acids)
Biological process (GO): cell migration; small GTPase-mediated signal transduction
Cellular component (GO): plasma membrane; cytoplasm
Molecular function (GO): small GTPase binding; guanyl-nucleotide exchange factor activity
Source: RefSeq, a predicted model, not a curated record